AUGCCCGGAGGUGUUUGCGCUGUUCUCGACUACGAGGUCGAGCUGAUGGCCGACUACGUUUCCGAAAUGGCAACUCGAAUUGUCAUGCCGCAAAGUGCCGUCAACACCGCUUUCAGGAAGUUCGUUUCACAGAUUCUCACUUCCACUCGGCUUCCCAGCACUACCAUCCUUCUCGGCAUGAAUUACCUUGCCAAGCGCGUCAACAUGAUGAAGGCUGCCGGCCAGACCACCCAUAACGAAGGUCAGAUCUGGCGCAUGUUGACCAUCGCGUUGCUCCUUGGAAGCAAGUUUCUAGACGACAACACUUUCCAGAACAAGUCCUGGUCCGAAGUGAGCGGCAUUCCCGUCAAGGAGCUCAACACUCUGGAAUAUGAGUGGCUUGGUGUGAUUGGCUGGCGGCUGUAUGUCAACCUCGAUGAGAGCGAGGAUUACAACGCCUGGUUGGCGAACUGGAAGGAAUGGCUGGAGGCGAAGAAGUUGCAACAAGCUCAGGCCAACCGCGAACGUCUGGCAUCCCUCGUGCCUCCUAUCAAGACCGACAUUUCCCGAUCUCGGUUCUCCUCGGCUUGGGAGCAGAAGCAGAUUGCCGAGUAUGAACGGCUAUCGAGCAUCAAGCGCAGCCAAACCACUCACGCUGCUUAUCCUCGGCACGAGCAGUCCGUGUGGGGUCAUUGGUCGCAGCAGCAGGCUCCGUUGACGCCCCCCGACUCUGGAUACGGAACGCCCGAGUAUGUCAACUCGGCGACAUCCGUCAACUCCCACUACAACGAGUGGUUUGAUAGCGCCGUCAGGGACCAUUGCCAGACGUCUCGGCAAUACCAGCAGCCUGCCUCAUACAACUCAUUCUAUCGCGGCCAGUCGAACCGUCACCAGAACAGCAAUUCGGGGUACUGGAACUACACUCACAAUGUGUGGGAGCAUUCCCUUUCCGGUGACUGCAACUGCGCCACUUGUAUUGCUGCGGGCAACUCGCCUCCGUACUUCAUGGGCCACAACUACGGACAGCCGGUUGUUGGCUAA
Messenger RNA from Sordaria macrospora k-hell, 1020 nucleotides. RefSeq lists its product as uncharacterized. Gene Ontology annotation, cellular component: cyclin-dependent protein kinase holoenzyme complex; nucleus. Gene Ontology annotation, biological process: regulation of cyclin-dependent protein serine/threonine kinase activity. Gene Ontology annotation, molecular function: protein kinase binding; cyclin-dependent protein serine/threonine kinase regulator activity. The record is from RefSeq and is a predicted model, not a curated record. Lineage: Eukaryota; Fungi; Ascomycota; Sordariomycetes; Sordariales; Sordariaceae.